AUGGCGAGUCUGUGCAAGAGGCAGCAAUGCACGAUCGAGAGGCGAGGCUUUCGGCAGGAUCUUGAUUCGUGGCGGCACAAACUCAUUCAUUGUGUAGGUUUUGAGAGCAUUCUAGAAGGGUUGUUUGGGUCGGGGUUGGUGGAGGACCUAACGUUAUUUAAAGACUGUGAGCCUGAAGGCGUGUCAGACUGGUCAUUUGACGAGAACUGCCUGUUCUGUUGCUUAAGACGAGACAAAGUCAAGGAGCACUUAGUUGGCCUGAGCAACCAGGGGUUGGAGAGCGGGGCUAAACCCCUGCUGGUCAAAGACCAGACCAAGAUCAGCAGACUCGAGAAACAAGCAGAGGAAUUCCUUAAUGCAGUCCUCUACAAAAAAGAUGUCCCCAGCUUCUCAGACCCGCAUAUUCCAGUAGUGGCUCUGGAGAUAAUGCAGAGGAUGAUCCGCCAGUUUGCUGCAGAAUAUACCUCAAAAACCAGCUCCUCUUCUCAGGACAGCCACUCCGCUCCCAGGCCUGCUCCCCACCCAGACCAAAGCCUGCCUCCUCCCCCCUCGCUGCCCACGGUGCCCCCUGCUGCCAGCCCCGGUGGUACUGCGACCGCCUCCGUACCCAGCCAGAACCCUGUCCUCUCCAAGCUGCUGAUGGCUGACCAGGACUCGCCUCUCGACCUCACUGUCAAGAAGCCUCUGCCACAGCCUGUAGAACAAGAUGGAGUCCUGGACCUGUCACUCAAAAAGGGACGGGCCAGAAGCAGCACAUCAUCGCUCCGCAGCCCUCACCUUUCCCAGACGUCCACCCUUAGAGGGCGUUCCCUGAGUGCUGACGGACAGGCCGGGCUGCCUAUGUGGAGCCUGCAGGAUGGGAGGAGGAGGAGGAGGAGGGAGAAUUUCAGCCACUCCGUCCCUUUAAAGCCCACCUCACCUCUCUGUCAUGCCCUGCACAUCAAACAGGAAGUGAACCAGGAUUCCGAUCCAGAGUUGUCUCCCAACCACAACCAGACGUCCAGACCCUUCGACCACCUCUCUCUCCUUUCCAGGUACGGCUCUCCGUCCUGGGCCUCCAAGACCCACUUCGGGGCCCUCCUAAAGCUCCGGGCCAACAGCGGAGCUGGGGACCACCUCAAAGACCUACCCAGCUUGCUGGAGGCUGCGGGGCUCUUCACGAAGUCCCCCUCCUGUGGGAAGGCAGUCCUCCAGGAGGCCCCGAGAGACCAGGGGCUCUCUCUGUCCUACUCCCCGACCGUCGGCCUCAAAAUCCCCCAGGUGAGAGGCCUAGGAGGCCUAGGGGUGGACCUCUCCUGGGGCUCCCUGAGCUCUGAUCCCUACAGCCUCCCCAGCCACCACUGUGAGAACAGCCUGGGGAAGAGGCAGAGGUCCAUCCUGCCCAAACACGGCCGCCGGGGAAGCAGUGGAGGAGAGAGGGAGUACUUGGGUUCAUCCGACGCAGACCGCCCUGCCUCUGGGGGGCUGUACCCUACCUCUGAGCCCGAGGCAGACCUCAGCAACAAGCAGCUGAGGAAGAAGAGGGGACGAUACCGUCAGUACAACACAGAGCUGCUAGAGGAGGCUAUAGGAGUGGUGAUGGGGGGGAAGAUGAGCGUGUCCAAGGCUCAGACCGUCUAUGGGAUCCCUCACAGCACUCUGGAGUAUAAAGUCAAGGAGCGCCUUGGCACCCUGAAACACCCGCCCAAGAAGAAGCUGAAGCUGAUGAGCCGCAUGGAGGAACUGGAGGAUACGGAGGCCCCAGAGGGCCAAGAAGCUGUGGAUGCACCCCUGGACCUUCUGGAGUCUGUGUCAGUGUCCGGAGAGAACGGCAGGCUCAGUACAGGCCACUCACCAGACGAUGAAUGUCUGGAGCUGAGUACCGCAAAGGCCAGGGACCUGCAGUCUACCUCCACGCUGGAGGAGUUCAUGACCAAGCUCUGUCUCCACCACCAGAGGCAGAUUGUCGACGCUCUGGGCUUCCUACAGACAGAGGUCUGUAUAGGCAUUACUCUCAUUGUGCAUUUGAAUUUGGUAAAAUUAUAUAGGAAGUUAUUGUCUCUGAAAGGCAAUCGCAAAUCACACACAACAGAGGAAACAUGCAUAAUACGUAAACAAGAAGAUACCGUACAUCACAGCAGAGGAGUAUUCCCACGCAUAGUCAAGGCAGUAUCCUCCUCCAGCACUUCACUAGCUUCUGCCUCCAAACCCUCUUGCUCAGUGGAGCAUGGAGCCCUCCAGGGUCCUAGCCCUGCACCCUGCCUGGAGACCCCGGGGAGGGCUGGCCAGAAACUUCCCCUGGCUUCCACUCCAAAAGGAUCGACAGAGGGGCGAGAAACAGUUGGUAGCAGGUUGGUGGCCCCAGAGCAGACUGCUGUGUUACACAAUUUGUCUGGGGCCGCUGGGCCGGCCUUGGAUCUCCGUAAACCUGUCCCAGGGGAGUCUAAGGCUUUGGCAACACUGUUCAGAAGCACAGAUGACAGUGUAAGUAAACAUAUUAGUGACCAUGCUCCGCUAAAGAUCAAAAUCAUGAAGUCCAGCAGCCUGGCUGAUGGUAAGAAGCUAUCCUGUGUGCUCACCACCUCUCUUCCUGCUGGCGCCGGUACUUUGGAAGAACAGCAGGGCAUUUCUGACUCCUCAACCAGAGCAGAUAUUUACAGCGCUGGACUCGGCUCCUCUGUGAAAAGGCACGAUCAUGCUGAUCGCUCAACAAGACAAAGAGGCUCCUUUGAACAUACCAAAGACACGCUGGUCAAACAGAGUCCACCCGAAAAGACCACCAACAACAUACCCCCAGUUUCCCCCGGGACAGCAAGGAAGACCAUAAAGGGGUCUUCCUACCAUCGGCCUAGGGACACUUCCUCAGUGUGUCGGUUUGUAACCGACCCUGAUCUCGGCCACUGCGACAUAGUCUACAUCGACAAACCAAUAACAGAGUGUUUCCGGGAACGGCAGCACCGACUGCUCCCCCGCCGCAACGCCAGGAAAAGCACCAGAGGUCACAUGUACGUGGAGGAAAUGUGGGAGCUGAAGACUGUCCGUACAUUAGCCAGGACGUCCGCCCGCAAUGAUAGUGGCAACUGUCCCGCUCCAAUGCCAGAGCUCAUCACUCUGGUCACCCCUAAACAGGUGCUUGGCAAGCCUGAGGGUGUACCUCUUGUGGAUAUGCCCUUUGUUGGAGGUUUUGUGGAGACGGUCAGUCAGAAAAGUCCUUCGGAGCAUCCAGCUGAAAUUGAGGGGGCUGGAGAUGUAGAGGCUGCAGCAGCAUCAGCCAGUGAGAUGGCGCUAAUCGUUGAGACUAGUCAGACAGACCCGAGUCAGUGCAAAGAGCAGACUGCCCCUCCACCUCCUUCACAGAGUCCCCCAGUGGAGAACGAGCAGAGUGCAGGGACAGACUCGGAGCAGCCAAGGCAGAGCGUAGCACCAGAGGAUAUUCUAGAUCAGACUGUGGUCGAGACGGCAGAUCAGGAUGUAAACAGUGUACACAAUUACAUAGUUUUAAGUGAAAACCCAGAGCAGUUGUUGAUGGGGAAAGAUGUGAACUCGUCACAUGAUAAGACAUCAGAAGAAGAGCUUGUCCAGGAUAUGCUGCAGAGUGUGCCAGAGGGCCAGAACGUUGUCAUUGAAACCCAACAGGAAUCCGCAUCACUGACCUCUUCCCUGGAGAGCACUGAAGACAAAGAGGUAGUGAGUGCAGGUGCAAUUGACAAAGAGCAGGCAGAGCCUCUGGAACCGCAAAGUUCAGUUGACCAGAAACUGUCUGCGGGCUCUGGAGGAGAAGCAAAAGCUGGCAUGGAGGUUCCCGCAGAGAGUGAAAUGAUAGAGGUGCAGGAAACGGGCAAGGUUGAACCAGACUUGGCUCCAGGCGACGGUAACAAUGUGCCUGAAGAGAAAAAGACACAUGUUGAUUCGUCCUCUAAAAUGGUAAAUGAUGCAGUUGUGAAAGAAUUGCCUCUCAGGCGUUCUGAAAAACAGGGUAUUCCAGCACGGGUGAUUCCUUCAAGGGUGAAGGAAGCUGCAGUGAUUGAUACAGAGAAUAUGAUUAUAUGUGGAUAUGUGAAUGGUAGACCUAUUGCACAUUCUGACAGAUGUUUGCGUGAACGGCCAGCUAAAACCACCCCAGAGUCUACUCCUACUAAGACUAAACGCCCCAAUAAGGCGUCUCUGAAACAGACUGAGAACCCUUCUGAGAACGUGUCUGAGAUUCCACAAGUCUCACCUGAGACUCCUCUCACCCCGGUCCCUGCUGGGGAAAGUGUCAAAAGCCCUUUGUCGAAGCGCCUCACCAAGGCCUCCCUGAAACAAUCCGAGAAACCUUCUGAGAACACGCCAGAGGUUCCUCAAGUCUCACUCCCUUCUGCCAAAACCCCUGUGUCCAUACGGCCCAAAAGAACCCCUAAAGCUAAAACCACUCAGAACCUGCCUGACACAAAGAUCCCUGCGGAAGCAAGCCAGAACUUGCCUGACACAAAGACCCCUGCGGAAGCAAGCCAGAACUUGUCUGAACCAAGGACCCCUAUUGCCCCUAUAACAGCAAGCCAGAGCAUUCCUGACACUCCUCCAGUCCCAGACACACCAGUCAACUCCCCCAGGAGCCCUGAGUCCAGACAACCCCUCAGAUCUGCCAGACUGCAACAGGCAGCAGCUGUCGCCUCCCCUCUCGUCCCUGUCGCCUCCCCUCUCGUCCCUGUCGCCUCCCCUCUCGUCCCUGUCGCCUCCCCUCUCGUCCCUGUCGCCUCCCCUCUCGUCCCUGUCGCCUCCCCUCUCGUCCCUGUCGCCUCCCCUCUCGUCCCUGUCACCUCCUCUCUCGUCCCUGUCGCCUCCCCUCUCGUCCCUGUCGCCUCCCCUCUUGUCCCUGUCGCCUCCCCUCUCCUCCCUGUCGCUUCCCCUCUCCUCCCUGUCGUGCCUCAUCCUGUUGAAGGGGCUGUUACUUUCAUUGUGCUCCAAGAACCAUCUACCUCCCUCCCACUCCCCUCCACUGAGCUUAACCCUCCUCUCCCCAUUGGCUCUCCUCUUCUUCCGAUCGUCUCCCAUCUUUUCCCUUCAUCUGAUCAGAACAGUGCAGUUACCCAGAGCUCUGCAGAGCUGAAAGUUGAAAAAGCUCAGCCAGCUCCAAAAGCCAAACCCAGCGAGACACAGAAAACAGCAGAGGAAACUAGGGUGCAAACUAGACCAAAGCUCAGGUCGUCAAUGAUGGUAGCAAAGGAAGUUGAAGUUGACAUGGUUGAGAGUCAGCAAGUUAGCAGUGAGGGUUCUGCUCUCACAGAGGGUACAAGCAUUAAAAAGAGUGAGGCCCAAGCACAAAGUAGUCCACUAAGAAGCAAGAGACCUCUCAAAAAGGAAGGAGAAGCAAGCAAAUUGGCUCAACCUAAGGAGGGAGAAUCAAGCAAAUUGACUUCCCUGAAGAAUUCAGAGGAACCAACUUUGCUGAAGAAGGCAGAGGCACCAACUUCAAUUGAUAACAAAACUUCAUCUGAAGAUUCCAGCAGGUCUUCUGUCAGCAGUGCUUCAGAAAAACCUGGGCGAAUGCCUUUGAGGAGUGAGAGUAAUAAAACUGACGUGGCCAGCCAGUCCAUUACCCCGGCAACCCCACCGACCCCGGUGGAGAACAGGAAGUCAGCUUUGAGAGUGCAGAGGUCGCCCACGCCCUCGACCAGUGCUCCAAUCACAGCUGAGAAAUGGAGUGAAGUGGCAUCUCCCAUUAGGCUGAAAUCCCCAGUGAGACUCUCAUCACCCAUCAGGUUCAAACCAGAGAGGAUCAUCAAGUCUCCAUUGAGGGAUUCACCUUUGCUGGUCAGUUCCCCUCUGCCAUCCAGGUCAGUCACUCCUCUCCUCCUUCCCAAGUUGGAGCUCCCAGUACAGACUCGAAACAAGUUCCUGGAGUUACUAGACGUAGAGGAAAACCAACAGAAAAUCUCUUCUCUGAACACCAAGUUCGAGAAGAUGCAUAGAGGCUGGGUCCAGAUUGACAAAGAGGGACAUCCAACGCCCAGACACAAAAACAAGGCAGACAGACAGGCAGCAAUAUGGAAGAGUAAGCGCAGGGUCCGCAAGCCCAAGUCUUCGGAUCAUCAGAGGUACUCACUAGUCCAGAUGCUUUUCAAGAACGAUUUGGACCUAGCCAGUAUUUGCCGCUGGUACAUGGAGUCAACAGAAACCCAAUCCCUGGUCAUCGUAAAGAAGGUGAACACGCGUCUUCCCUCUGAGACCCAGCUGCUCUUCCCCGGUAUGUCCCAAAGGCCGUCCCAAGGGGUCUUCCCUAGCCUUCAGGCCGAGCGCUUGAAGAAACACUUGAAGAAGUUUGCCAUGGCUUCCCCUGUGAAGAGCAACCCUAAGAGUCAGAAGCUGAUCGCUAAAGCCCUGGAGCAGGAAGUCAGUACAAGUACGCCCAAAGGGAAGGAAAAGAGAGAGCUGACUACAGCCACUCGGAUCUCCACCAAAGCCUAUGUUUCCUCUGCAGAGGCACAGGCACAACCAGCCGACGGCCAGAAGGCCUCAGCGAAGGCCAAGAACCCAGCCAGCGCCCGGAUCCUGAGGAAGUACUCCAAUAUAAGGGAGAAGAUGCAAGGUCAACAGAGCUCCAAGAAGCCGAAAAGGGCCCCAAGAAAAGAGCUCGAAGCUUCCAAAGUCAAACCCUCUAAACCCCCAAAGACAAAAUUGGCAAAACCAAUUAAAUUGAAACCGGCCACUGCCCAGAGGCAGAAAUUAUCGGUUUCUGUUGAUAAAAGUGUAAAGGAGCCAAGUGUAGUCAAAACAGAGCGAGCGCAGCCAUCUCCUAGUAGAAAGACUCCAGCAAAAGCUGCUGUCCAGCAGAGAUCAGUCAAGAGUAGCAGCAGCAGUAGAACCUUAAGGGAUCUCGGUAGGAAAGAGAGUGCAUCACCACAGAGGUCUCCCCAAAGAGUGAUGACCCCAAAAGCACAGAAAAACACCCCUGCUCCUGCCACCGUCCCCAAGAAUGACUUUAACAAACAGCAGGUUGGAGCAGAGAAGGCAGGAGUGGAUAAGACUAUUGCAACAAAAGCAGGUGAAACAAAAGGUCAAACAAAGAGACCCUCUCAAAGUAGAGUCUCUGAGACUAAAGUCACUGAAAGUAAAGGUGCUGAGAGCAAUGGUGCUGAAAGUGCUGCAGAGACUCAACAGAACAUGGACGUCAAAACACCAGGUUCUCCUGACCAGGUUCUCACAAGGUCACAGAGGAAGAUGGAGGCCACUCCACCCCCCUCUGUCCCUCAGAGUGCAAGCCCUAAGCCUGCCACUAAGAAAGCAAAUGAACCUGCUCAGAGUGGAACUCCUAAAGGUGCCACAAAGAGAGCUCUGGAGCCUACACAUACUGUUAGUGCAAGCCCUAAGCCUGCCAUAAAGAGAGGCAAUGAACCUGCUCAGAGUGGAACUCCUAAAGGUGCCACAAAGAGAAGCCAGGAGAGCCCACAGACUCCAGCCAAGCGCACCAGGACAUCCCUACAGAAAUAAAGCUUGUGCACAGACGUGGACUGUAACAGCCAUGCUGGUGAUAUUUUUAUUUUUAUCUGGAAUAUAAUAGAAAGGACUGGUAGUACCUAUUUUUGUUUGUGCUACUCAAGCUGUGUUGGUAAAUUAUCGUUUGGAGGGAGAUCGACAUGCUGUAGAAAGAGGAAAAAUACUGGUUUUGUCUUGUUUAGUCUAACUGGGCUGGAGAUGGAGAUAUCUGCAUUGUAAACAUGUAAGCCAUUUUAUUUUUUGGUUUGAUGCAGAGUUGAUUAGUUAUUCAGACUACAGCAUGUCGAGUCCUCCACCUUUGUUUGUCCAAGUUUUUUAUAUUCAAUAGUGUCUAUACCACGGUUUGAAAAAUAGUGCGGUUUAGUGGCAAUGGCAUGAAAACAUCAGCACCAUGUUGCUACGAAAGAAAUGAUGAUGUUCUCUGACUGCAACACAGCAUGGCUAGCCAAUCGUUCAGUUUAUAAUUAGCCCAGGUUUCACCUGAACAUUCUCUUAGAAUUAUAGCCUAUAUUCAUCAAUGUCUCCCACCCAUCUCGCAAUCAGAGUUGUGUUUGUGACUUUUUGAUCAGGUGCCUUAUUUAUCAGAUGUAAAGUAAGGAGUUGAUAACAGGUGAAGCCUCAGUUCUCAGCCAGACACAUGUACUGUGGGAAGAGGGAGAAAGGGAGCUUUCUGGACCUGGUGCAGGUCUGCUCACGUUGUCAUGUUGUGGUCCUUCACAUGUUAAACUCUUCUCCAGUUAUUGUGUAGAGCUGGUCGUUUUUUUCAAGGCCUGCACCAGAUUUGUGGAUCUGUGCGUCUUCAUGCACAACUUCCCUUCAUGUGUUCAGCCCCCCAUGUUCCCGACUCUCCUCCGUCUUCCUGCUAUAAAAACCACCCAGCUUCUCAUCAUGGGCUGUUAUUCCGAAGAGUUCUCUUUUCAUGUCUUUUUGUUGUUUUAGAUUCUGGGGAUAUUUAUUUUCAGAGAUGUAGCCUUAUAACCGAUGUUAUCGUAGCUGUGUUUAACUUUCAAAUACUGUCCAAGUUAACAAAGGAGGGUUUUUUUCCGUUGCAAUCCGUGUGAGAUAUUUACACCUGCCUCGUUAUGUUGUAACUCUGAUCCUUCUCAUCUUAUUUGAUUCCCGUUAAAGUUUAAUGGUCUGGUGUGAUCAUUACCUGCUAUUGCAUGCUGUAGCUGCCUGUAGCGUUUACAUUUAUCAAAAUUCUUGUUACUCCAGUCUUUCACCUGUGCAACAACAGCCCACUCUUGAAAUGCAGCCUUCACCUCAGCUACUUCUUAUUAAAAAGCUAUUUUGUUUGUUUUUUCUGAGCUAGCAUUUGUUGCCGAAACUUCUUUAACUAAGACUAUGCAUGCACGUUACCGUGCCCCUCUGUGUGUUGAACUGUAUGAGCAUUAACGACUUAAGAUAUGAACCCUUGGAAGAUGUCAUUGGUCACCUGUUUUGGAAGGGGGUUUGCUGUUUGAGAGCAGAUACCAGGGAAUGACGCUACAUGGAGCCACACGUAUCUAAUGUUGGCUGGAUAUGUUUUAUCUUGUAUGGUAGUGUUUGCCAUUUAUUUGGAAUAUAUUGCAGUAUACUGACCCCUGGUGGCCAUAUGAGAACUGUUGAAGAAAAUGCUUCUACUUUUCAAAUAUUUGUAUGAUCAGUAAGUACUAUACUGAACAAAAAUAUAAAUGCAACAUGCAACCAUUUCAAAGAUUUUACUGUUACAGUUCAUAUAAGGA
Coregonus clupeaformis (lake whitefish) is the source of this 9179-nucleotide messenger RNA. Its product is annotated as titin. The coding region runs from base 1 to 7449 and encodes 2482 amino acids. The transcript is spliced from 10 exons. NCBI's taxonomy places the organism in Eukaryota, Metazoa, Chordata, Actinopteri, Salmoniformes, Salmonidae. Gene Ontology annotation, molecular function: DNA binding. The record is from RefSeq and is a predicted model, not a curated record.